UUUUUUAAAAUUCAAGUUAGGAAAUGUUGAUGAACGUGCAAUGCAUCGUUAUAAACAAGAUUCUUCUCGGUUAGGAAAAUCUUCUUUUGCUUUUGCUUGGAUUUUAGACCAAAAUGAGGAAGAACGGUCUCGUGGUGUUACAAUGGAUAUUGCAAAAACAAAUAUAGAGACUCCUUCUGGUAAAAAAAUUUAUAUUUUGGAUGCUCCUGGACAUAAAGAUUUUAUUCCGAAUAUGAUAAGUGGUGCUACACAAGCAGAUGCUGCUCUUUUAGUUGUGAAUUCAACACGUGGAGAAUUCGAGACGGGGUUUGAUCAGGGCGGUCAGACACGAGAACAUGCUUUGCUUGUUAGAGCGCUUGGUGUUAGCCGUUUAAUUGUUGCUGUAAACAAAUUAGACACAGCUGAUUGGUCUAAAGAACGUUAUGAUGAACUCUGCUCUAUUCUUUCCGUUUUUCUUCAAAAACGUACUGGAUUUGAAUUUGUUCAAUUUGUGCCUGUUUCUGGACUUUAUGGAAUUAAUUUGGUAAAAUGUCCGUCCUCUGAUCAUCCUUUGGCUGUUUGGUAUUUUGGAAAAGACUCUCCUACACUUGUUGAAGUUUUGGAUUCUCUACCAAUUACAUCAACUUCAACAGCCGAACAACCCCUUAGAAUUGUUGUUAAUGAUAUUCUCCGUACUUCUCCAACAAUACUUUGUGUUAGUGCAAAAGUCGAAGGAGGGCAUGUAGAGACGGGUGAUAAAUUGUUUUUGAUGCCUGAGGCGAUUGCUGUGGUUGUUAAAGCCUUAUCAAUUGAUGACUCUUCUUCGUCUACCUCUCAAUCAUCAAAAAAUAUUUCACCGCCAACAGAUCAACAGAUUUGUUUUGCGGGAGAUCAAAUAACUCUUACAUUAAGUGGAAAUUUUGAACCUGAUUCUGUUUAUCCUGGAAAUGUUUUUUGUAGAGGAGGAACAGAACUUUUACAUCCUUGCCAACGUUUUCUUGCUCGUUUAGUCACUUUUGAUAUUCGAAUGCCUAUUUUGAGAGGGGCGCAUGCAGAACUUUUUGUUCAUUCUUUACGUGUUCCUUGUGUAAUUAGUAAAUUAAAUUCAAUACAUCCUGGAUCUAAAGAAUUGGAAAAGAAAAAUCCGAGACUUUUGCCUCGUAAUGUAUCUGCUAUAGUUGAAAUUAAAACUGAACAAGCCAUUUCUGUUGAAUCUUUUAACAAAAAUAAACAAUUGGGGCGGUUGGCUCUUCGCUCUAAUGGUGAAACAAUUGCGGCGGGAAUUAUAAUUGAUGGAUAA
Messenger RNA from Meloidogyne enterolobii, 1279 nucleotides. The record is from the annotation of a GenBank genome assembly. NCBI's taxonomy places the organism in Eukaryota, Metazoa, Nematoda, Chromadorea, Rhabditida, Meloidogynidae.